ACGAUCACGUCCCAACGGGCGAUCAAUAUCAACUCUUGGAACAGGUAUCAUCGUUGACCUGAUCGUAUAGCACUUACAGAAGUUGCAGAACUGACCGGCGAACGCACUGUGGAAGUACCAAUAGUCCGAAACACCUAGAUGGUGCGAGAUCUUCCGGCUCUUGAGCGGGCAACGGUUCUCUACUGAGCCCCUCGGAUCCCGUGGGAGAUUCCUAAUGGCAAGCGAGAUGCCCCGCAGAAGCAACGCCGAGUGAAAGAAGCAAAAGCCUUCAUGACUGCAGCAGUCCUCUUGAUCUUCUGCUAUAGAUCAGCGUUUUGUCGUGUUUUUUCUUCUUCACUUUUUUAUGCGUGCAUGUUGUACAUGUUUUACAUGGCGUAUAGAGUGGCAAAAGCUCCCAAAUGCAUGGCGGUGUGUAUUGGUUAAUGUCUCGAAACUGUUCUCAUGCGCAAUAUUUAAUCGCUACAGGAGAGUUCAUAAAGUGCUGGCAUUACAAACAUGCGGGCUCUAAACACCAAGGCGCUGCCUCGUGGCCGACACAAAGCUGCAUCGAGAACAACCACUGCGGUGGCACACGUCAAUCACCGAUCGACAUCGAAACUACUAAGGCCGUGCAAGACCAAAGUUUGCCAAAGCUCACUUUCAAAAAUUUCGAUGCUCCCAUGACUGAGUGGGAGUUGAUGAACAACGGUCACAGUGCUGCCUUUAAACCGGGCAAAGACGACAAGACAGAACGCACCGUCAGCGGAGGUCUGCUUCAUGGAACCUACGUAUUUACUCAAUUCCACUUUCACUGGGGAUCCAAGAAUACCCAAGGCUCGGAACAUUUGGUCGACAGCAAGGCUAGCGUAAUGGAGAUGCACAUGGUGUUCAUGAACAAGAAAUAUGACACAGCUGACAAGGCCGUGCAUAAUACUGACGGAAUUGCAGUGCUUGCAACGUUCUUUCAGGUCGGGACGAACUCGCGUGGUCUGGACACGUUGGCGGCUCAUCUUUCGGAGAUUACGACGCCGGGCAACAUUUACAAGGGACUCCCCGCCGAAAAAGUGUCUUUACUAGACCUCCUGCCAACGAACACAAAUGAUUUCUACACUUACGAAGGUUCCCUAACGACGCCACCAUGCUGGGAAGCUGUCACGUGGACCGUCUUCCGCGAACGGUCGGAGAUCAAGCAGAGUCAGCUCGACGGAUACCGGAAGUUGAAUGACAUGGAAGACAUUCACAUCUCCAACAACUAUCGCCCUCCACAGGCCAUGAAUGGCCGAGUAGUAAAAACCACCUUUGCGCCAUAAUGGAAUACAGAGACGACGAAAAAAAAUUGACGAUGACUUGCA
This is a messenger RNA of Ornithodoros turicata, 1331 nucleotides long. Its product is annotated as carbonic anhydrase 2-like. Bases 399 to 1289 code for a protein of 296 amino acids. Gene Ontology annotation, cellular component: plasma membrane. Gene Ontology annotation, biological process: one-carbon metabolic process. The record is from RefSeq and is a predicted model, not a curated record. Gene Ontology annotation, molecular function: zinc ion binding; carbonate dehydratase activity. Lineage: Eukaryota; Metazoa; Arthropoda; Arachnida; Ixodida; Argasidae. The transcript has 9 exons.